This is a messenger RNA of Cordyceps fumosorosea ARSEF 2679, 690 nucleotides long. Its product is annotated as Ribonucleotide reductase inhibitor. Bases 1 to 690 code for a protein of 229 amino acids. NCBI's taxonomy places the organism in Eukaryota, Fungi, Ascomycota, Sordariomycetes, Hypocreales, Cordycipitaceae. Gene Ontology annotation, cellular component: cytoplasm; nucleus. The record is from RefSeq and is a predicted model, not a curated record. The transcript has a single exon. Gene Ontology annotation, molecular function: ribonucleoside-diphosphate reductase inhibitor activity.
AUGUCCAGCACAGCCCGUGUGAAGCGCCCCUUUGCCGGCGCCUCGGCCGAUCCGUCCCAGCGCCAAAUCACUUCCUUCUUCGGGGCGCCGCAGUCCGGUGCCGCGCCGCACGCCGCCGAGUCCGCACGCCAGCAGCCCGUCCUACCGGCCAACGUCCAGUCGAACCUGCUAAGCGUCGGCAUGCGCAUCCGCAAGUCCGUCCCCGAGGGCUAUAAGACCGAAGGCCACAGUGCCUUCAAGCUCUGGACCGACAACACGACCCCCGACGCCCGCAAGGUUCGCGCCAGCGCCAGGGUCGCCUCGCGCGAGCUCCUUCCAUUCUGCGGCAUCAACAAGGUCGGCGGGUUCGAGUCGCAGCCCGCCUUCCGGCCCGACGAUGACGACGUGCCCGAUGAGGAUGCCGUUCCUGAGCUGACCAUGUCCCAAGAGACGGUCGACGGCAGCGAGACUGCUACCCCUUCCCGCAAGCGCAUCCUCGACGACGACGAGGACGCGCAGCAGCUCAACGGGGAGCUCAGCCCCGGCGGCCGCGUCAACGCUCGGCCCCUGGCCGUUCCCCGCUCUCGCAUGAAGAAGGGCGCCGCAGCCUAUCGAGGUGCUGGGCAGGAGAAUGUAAAAGCCGAUGGAGACUUUGAAGAUGCCGAGUUUCUUGUCUUUGAUGAAGAGCAAGACUUGAACAUGGUAGUUUAG